AUGGCGGGAACGACACGGAUCCACAUCUUGGGUGCCGGGUACCUGGUGGCCUUUGGAUACUCCAUGCUGCAGGGGAGCCACCUCCUCCUACAGCCUGUGAAGAUCACUGUCUGGCCACGGGACUGCCCGGUCGCCUACUCGGCUCUGCUGAUUGCUGUGAAGACGUUCCUGUCGGUCGGCGCAUGUGUGUACCUGGAGGCUUUACUCAUCUCCCACGGCUGGCUGGUCCACAGUUUCGGCCUGGACUGCACGGUCCCAGGGUACCAGUUAGAGCCAGCCGAGCCGCCGCUCUGGGAAGCCACCUGGCCCCCUGUCCUCCUCUGGACUUCCUUGCCACUUCAGAAGUGGCUCUCACCCAGACCCCGGGCCCCAGACCCGUCCUCGGGACGCCCCUGCCCCCUGCAACAUGAGCGCUGCUGCCCCAACGAGCUGGAGCAGUCGGACAGGAUUUACCGGAGCCUGUGGCGGCGGGUGAAGCCGACCCUCGCCUUGCACCAGGCGGCGUGGCCAGCUCGGAGACGCUGCCGGGCGGUGCUGUGCGACCUGCAGCCGCUGGCCCUGUUCUUGCAUCGCUCCACCGUGAAGGGACUUACUCCCUCCUCCCCACGGAAGGCUGGACUGGACGGACCCUCCAGAUCUACCACUCCAUCCACCGGUUCUUCUCUCCACCGGUUCUUCUCCAACCUCCUCCGGCCGCCAGCCAGCUGGGUGUGCAACGUGUACACCCUCGCCUUCCUGGUGGAGAUGCUCAACUUGGCCGUUGUCCUCUUUGGCUACUGGGCCUUUGGGAAACACUCAGCCGCUGACCUGGCGGAGUCGCUCUUGGAGGAGCCGGUGCCCAAGGCCUUCCUGGCGAUGGGGCUCAUCCAGUUUGGCACGAUGCUGGGGGACCAGGCCCUCUACCCGCGGAAGGCCUUGCUGGGGAAGUGUGCCUUCCAGGUCCUCGGAGUCCUCCGCACCCACUUCUGGCCCUUCUUCGUCCUGCCUGGUGUCACCAAGAGGAGGUUUAAUCUCAACCACGUGGCUCAGAUCUGGUACCUGGUGAAAUGCAUCUACUUUGGCCCGUCCGCCUACCGGAUCAGGUGCGGCUACCCAAACCAGAUCCUCGGAAAUUUCCUGACCAAACACUUCAACCUCAUCAACCUUAUCUUGUUCAAAGGGUUCCGCCUGGUACCUUUCCUGCUGGAGCUGAGGGUCGUCAUAGACUGGGUGUGGACUGACACUGCCCUCAACCUGUCCAAUUGGAUAUGCCUGGAGGACGUGUAUGCCAACAUCUUCAUCAUGAAGUGCUACCAGGAGUCCGAGAAGAAAUACCGCCGGCCGCCUGGGCGGCAGCAGAAGAAAGCCGUGAAGUACAGGGUUGGACGCAUCGCCAUGUGCGCUUUGGUCUUCCUUAUGUGGUUCCCCCUGGUUUUCAUGGCCCUGUUGAAGACAGUGGGUGGGGUGACCAACCAGCCCCUGGAUGUGUCGGACGAGAUCGCCAUCAACAGCUACAAGGUGGCUGGAGGGGAGGGGGGAGGCCGGCGGAGGCCCUCACGGCCAGCCCGGCGGCCGAGUGUCCAGGAGUGGCGGCCAGGCUGUGACCAGAGCCGGGGCUGCGGCCAGGACAUGGAGCUGGUCAUCUUUCACGACAAAGUCAGCCCCCGGAGACUGGACUUCCUGGCGGGAUACAGCCUCGUCGGGCUCUACGUGUCGGUGGUGAUGGUCGCGGCCAAGUUCAUCCACGAGCACUUCCCCGGCAUCGCCCGGUCCAUCAUGUACGACCAGCUGCCCGACGUGGUCCACGUGCUCGGGCUCUGCGCUGCCGUCUUCCCGGUCCGCGAGCUGGGCAAGCUGCAGCUGGAGCAGAAGCUGCUGGCCAGGCUCAGCUUCCUGUACCGCUCGCCCGAGACCACGAUCAAGUGGACGCAGCGGCGCCUGCCGGCCCCAGCCACCCUGUUGCCGGGGCUCCAGAGGGGCCAUGGGAAGCAGCCGUCACGUCCUCAGGCCCUUUGGCCUCGAGAAGCAGGGUCUUUGCCUCAGCCCUGGGUCCCCCGAUGCCAAGCCCUUGCAGCUGCUCCCCAGCUGAGUCCCCGGGCCUGAGGCCGCCUUUGUGCCCACACAAGGGAGACUCAGUUCCUCCCGGCUCCCUGACCCUGCAUCCUGCAGCCUCUGUGGGGGGUGUGGGGGGGGACAGUGCCAGCUGCCUGGAGGAGGAGCUGGGCCACCUCGGUGAUCUCUGGCUCCUCCAGGGCUUCUCGGGGGAAGCUGGAGCGAGCUGCCUCCUUCAAGACCAUUAAGCACGCUAAUGACCCGUGAAGGCUCCUGGCCCCUCCGGCCCCCGCGCCUCCCUGAGCUCACAGCGUGGCCCGCCGAGCACCCUGUGACCACUACUACUGCGACUUAACACGUGGGCCAUGGUUUUCCCAGGCGGGGCUGUGCCCACAGCAGGCAGUCAUUAAAU
Molecule: messenger RNA, 2443 nt
Organism: Globicephala melas (long-finned pilot whale)
Lineage: Eukaryota; Metazoa; Chordata; Mammalia; Artiodactyla; Delphinidae
Product: piezo-type mechanosensitive ion channel component 2-like
Cellular component (GO): membrane
Molecular function (GO): mechanosensitive monoatomic ion channel activity
Source: RefSeq, a predicted model, not a curated record